This is a messenger RNA of Fusarium sp. VM40, 258 nucleotides long. The record is from the annotation of a GenBank genome assembly. NCBI's taxonomy places the organism in Eukaryota, Fungi, Ascomycota, Sordariomycetes, Hypocreales, Nectriaceae.
AUGUUUGUUGCCAGUUCUGCUCCAAUCCAGAUGUACUACUCGGCGCUCUUGUUUGCACAACAGAAAAGCAACAUACGACGUCAAUUUCAGGAUGAUAUGCCCAAAAAGGUUCUUUAUCCCCCAGCGACAUUGGACAACUGGAUUACCGUGGUAAACCGAGUCAAGAGUGUCGACUUAUGGAAGACUGAAACAGGUGUCGACUUGUUUGAGGUUAAUGGAAGAGAUGCGCAGCUCCAACCAUCAGAAUCUUUCACAUAG